Molecule: messenger RNA, 3096 nt
Organism: Silurus meridionalis
Lineage: Eukaryota; Metazoa; Chordata; Actinopteri; Siluriformes; Siluridae
Gene: slc52a2
Product: solute carrier family 52 member 2
Exons: 3
Coding region: 159-2777 (872 amino acids)
Biological process (GO): riboflavin transport
Cellular component (GO): plasma membrane
Molecular function (GO): riboflavin transmembrane transporter activity; 3'-5'-RNA exonuclease activity
Source: RefSeq, a predicted model, not a curated record
CCGAAUCAGGUGCGAGAACUCGGAAUUAUCAGCCAAUCACAUGCCUGGACCUGAAUUCCCCUCCCGCCCCUCGUUCUUCUUUUGCCUGGAAAUGCAGGCAGAAUAUAAAUGCUCAUAACUUGGCACAAGGCACAAAAAACAGCCAGCGUGGAGCAGCUAUGGAGGACCUUCAAGACUCCAGUUUCGGUGUCCCUAGUGCCAUGAGUAUCGCAGAUGAACUGAAGGAUGAUUUCUACUUCAACCUUCUGGAUGAUUUCCUUGGCUCUCAGACUGGUGAAUCGUUGGAUUUGGAUGAAAACCCAUGCACAAACCGACUGCUGGUUCAAGUAGGCCUGUUGAGAGAAGAUAACAAUGUUUCAUGGGUGAAUGUAGUGAAAUGGCUUCAGAAGAUUUUUCCCGUGUUUCAUUCGGCAGAUUUCCGAGGUUUGAUUGAAAGGAAUACAGAAACGGCUAUGAGCUUAACUGGAGAUGCCAGAGAAAGCUUUUUAGGGUCGAAUGCCAACUUUGAGUUUGUCGGCCCCAUAUGUGAUAGCAUUGGCAUCAGCAGAACGGAUUUGCUCGAAAUGUCAGAUUUUUCUGACCGUGCAAAGUUAACAGAUGUGACUAAUGGUUUAAUACUAGAACUGACCAGCUUUAUUGACAGAGAAAAAAUCGACCCGGUUGUCCUAGUAUCAUGGCUUUAUAACUUCAACUCUGCUUUCUGCAGUGAUGGCAAAAUCAACAAGGCCAACAAAAUCCUUCAGGCGAGUCUGAAUUGGUUCAGGAUUCAGUGCCGAAAAAAUCAAACGAGAAGAAACCGGAGCAAUGGACUGUAUGAGGAAUUCCUCCGCAGUCCAUUUGAUCUGAACCCUGAUCCAGUGGAAGACUCUGAAUUCAGGAGGGUGUCGACAGUCAAAGGGCAUGUGAAAAGAAAACUUAAAUUACUCCAGAGGAACCAGCAUUUUCAAUCGCCCAAGAUUAAAGAAGAACAUGAACCCUUUGAUAUUUCAGACUCGCAAACAGAACACAAACAAAAUAUUGAUGUUUUACUUAGGCAUAGAAAAAACACCUGUAAGCUUGAAUGCAAAAAUGACCAAAUAUUUAGCUUAAGAAAUGUAAAACAAGAAGACAGUUAUCACUGUCAGCCUGUUGAGUCAACAUUUGACACUGAAGACGAGACCCAAGAUGAUACAGGUGACUGUUUAUCCAUCUUGGAUAUCUCAGUGCUGUCUUUGCAAAAACUUACAGAAAUGUACGGUGGGAGGACCGAUGGUGCAGAUCUGGUGUCUGUGGAUCUUCUCAAAAAUCAGUUUGCUCUGAUGUUGAAAGAAGAUUUUAAUAUGCAGUCCCUAAACAAAAAGGUGUUGGCCUAUAACUCGCCCGAAAACCAACCAGUGGUGCCACCUUUACAUUUUCUUCAUUGCAACACUCAUUUCCUUCUCAACUUAAUCAACGCCAUUGAGAAGCAAAUAAUGUCCUUCGAAAGAGAAAUUGAGAACACUACAGGGGACAAGCUUGGACGUGACAAAAACCCUAAAUUUAAAGGUUUUUUAAACUUUGAAGAGAGCGCUGUCACUCGAUACAUCAGCAUGGCUUGUGAAAUCCUGUGUCCAAGAGGGGAAAGCAGAAAUAAUUACAGGAAGCACUGGCUUGCCUUCUGCAUCGAGAGGAAUGACCCUUCUCGGCUACCUGUCAAUCAGUCUAAUAGGUUUAUUAACUACUUUGAGGCAGCAGCUGCACUUGUUCACCAUUACAGCGAUGUUGCAUUGUUCGUGUCAGACCUACAGCUACUAAAAGAUGAUGCAAAUAUUUUUCUAGAGAGCAUCAAUUCUGAUGCAAACGAUGAGGCCCUACAGGCUCUUGUCUGUGUUGUGGCCAUUGUGUACUGUAAAGUCUUGGGUCCCUUUUGGCAGCUUCUGAAGAGUGAAACACAUUAUGUGUUGUUUCCUAAAUACCUUUUUUGCCUUUAUAAGAAGCUUCUGGAGUGGUCCCGGGAUGCAUCUGUUCUCUUGCAACCUGAGGCUGUGACUAAUGUGUUUCUCCAGGUUCCAAUGCAGGAGAAAAACUUUCCAGGGGUAUUUUCUUUCUGUCACCGAAAUGUAAAUACCCAGUAUGGGGCACUAAUUAAGGAAUGCUUACAGAGAAUGAUGAAGGUCAUUGCAUCAGUAAUUGAGGAAAAUCUGAAGGACUUUUUACCAGGAGGUUUGUACUGCAAAGAUCCUUCUGGGGAACUCAUGGAGCAGUUUACGAGCUGCACCUUGUCCCAGUUGAUGGGCGAGUACCCGUUUGGUCAUGCGUACCCCUACAGCAAACACAGACCUGAUAAAGUCCAAGUACAGAACAAAGAUAGCGUAGCUGACAUUUCACGUGGCAAUGCUGCUGCCUCUUCUCCAAAGGGUGUUGAGACACGUUCAGUUUCAAAGCAUUACGUCACAUUUGACAGAGCAAAUCUGCGUCCGUUGACUAAAAUGAAAAAGACAAGAUUAAGCAAGUUGGCAAAGAAUAGGCGACAAAAGCUGAAAGAGCAAAAUUACAAAAAAACGAUUAUCGCUUCAGUCACAAAAAAUGGAGGCCCCUGCAAAAGAGCUCAAGAUGUCGAUCAGUUGCUUAAGAGAAUGGAAGGAGCGCACCACGCUCAAAAGCGAGAGGCAGUCCGCUGCGAGUUAAACUUCCAAAAGUUUGUUGUUGGAUGUAGAGACAAACAGCUUGACCGCUUGGGCUUCUCUUUGUCAGACCUGGUUAACAAACUGAAAGCUAUUUUGCCUGAGGACCAGUCCACAAAUCACCAAGGAGACUAAAAAUGUCAAAUCGUACUUUUCACGUUUGAAAAGUAUUUUACAAUGAUACAACAAAAAUAGAUGUAAAGUAUGAGGGCAACUGUGUAAUAUUUCAAUAAGUAAAAUAAGUUUGAACGUUGCCAGAAUGUUUAAUAGAUUCCUGAUUUUAUUUUAUUUUUUAAAGAAGGACAUCUUUAUUUUCCUUAUUGUAUAAAUACUUCACUCUGACCUCUUUACCUUUUUAGUACAUCUGUUCAGUUCAAGUGUGUGUAAAAUGUGCAUUUAUUUUUAUAGCUCUCUUUUGCCACUGUUGGUUAUAAAUAAACACUUGUUUCAUUGA